Knipowitschia caucasica is the source of this 1800-nucleotide messenger RNA. The record is from the annotation of a GenBank genome assembly. Lineage: Eukaryota; Metazoa; Chordata; Actinopteri; Gobiiformes; Gobiidae.
AUGAAAUCACAAACACUUUCCAAAAGCUUCUCAUACGUAUCUUUCUCUCUGGGGGGGGGGGGGGGGGGGGGGGGGGGGGGGGGGGGGGGGGGGGGGGGGGGGGGGGGGGGGGGGAGGGGGGGGGGGGGGGGGGGGGGGGGGGGGGGGGGGGGGGGGGGGGGGGGGGGGGGGGGGGGGGGGGGGGGGGGGGGGGGGGGGGGGGGGGGGGGGGGGGGGGGGGGGGGGGGGGGGGGGGGGGGGGGGGGGGGGGGGGGGGGGGGGGGGGGGGGGGGGGGGGGGGGGGGGGGGGGGGGGGGGGGGGGGGGGGGGGGGGGGGGGGGGGGGGGGGGGGGGGGGGGGGGGGGGGGGGGGGGGGGGGGGGGGGGGGGGGGGGGGGGGGGGGGGGGGGGGGGGGGGGGGGGGGGGGGGGGGGGGGGGGGGGGGGGGGGGGGGGGGGGGGGGGGGGGGGGGGGGGGGGGGGGGGGGGGGGGGGGGGGGGGGGGGGGGGGGGGGGGGGGGGGGGGGGGGGGGGGGGGGGGGGGGGGGGGGGGGGGGGGGGGGGGGGGGGGGGGGGGGGGGGGGGGGGGGGGGGGGGGGGGGGGGGGGGGGGGGGGGGGGGGGGGGGGGGGGGGGGGGGGGGGGGGGGGGGGGGGGGGGGGGGGGGGGGGGGGGGGGGGGGGGGGGGGGGGGGGGGGGGGGGGGGGGGGGGGGGGGGGGGGGGGGGGGGGGGGGGGGGGGGGGGGGGGGGGGGGGGGGGGGGGGGGGGGGGGGGGGGGGGGGGGGGGGGGGGGGGGGGGGGGGGGGGGGGGGGGGGGGGGGGGGGGGGGGGGGGGGGGGGGGGGGGGGGGGGGGGGGGGGGGGGGGGGGGGGGGGGGGGGGGGGGGGGGGGGGGGGGGGGGGGGGGGGGGGGGGGGGGGGGGGGGGGGGGGGGGGGGGGGGGGGGGGGGGGGGGGGGGGGGGGGGGGGGGGGGGGGGGGGGGGGGGGGGGGGGGGGGGGGGGGGGGGGGGGGGGGGGGGGGGGGGGGGGGGGGGGGGGGGGGGGGGGGGGGGGGGGGGGGGGGGGGGGGGGGGGGGGGGGGGGGGGGGGGGGGGGGGGGGGGGGGGGGGGGGGGGGGGGGGGGGGGGGGGGGGGGGGGGGGGGGGGGGGGGGGGGGGGGGGGGGGGGGGGGGGGGGGGGGGGGGGGGGGGGGGGGGGGGGGGGGGGGGGGGGGGGGGGGGGGGGGGGGGGGGGGGGGGGGGGGGGGGGGGGGGGGGGGGGGGGGGGGGGGGGGGGGGGGGGGGGGGGGGGGGGGGGGGGGGGGGGGGGGGGGGGGGGGGGGGGGGGGGGGGGGGGGGGGGGGGGGGGGGGGGGGGGGGGGGGGGGGGGGGGGGGGGGGGGGGGGGGGGGGGGGGGGGGGGGGGGGGGGGGGGGGGGGGGGGGGGGGGGGGGGGGGGGGGGGGGGGGGGGGGGGGGGGGGGGGGGGGGGGGGGGGGGGGGGGGGGGGGGGGGGGGGGGGGGGGGGGGGGGGGGGGGGGGGGGGGGGGGGGGGGGGGGGGGGGGGGGGGGGGGGGGGGGGGGGGGGGGGGGGGGGGGGGGGGGGGGGGGGGGGGGGGGGGGGGGGGGGGGGGGGGGGGGGGGGGGGGGGGGGGGGGGGGGGGGGGGGGGGGGGGGGGGGGGGGGGGGGGGGGGGGGGGGGGGGGGGGGGGUAUUCCACAGCAAAACAAGCCUGUUUCUUUGUAUGGAGCGCGGCGGAGAAAAUGUUGAUGAGUGGGAGGAAAAACAGGGCUAUUGGUAUAGUUAGUAGAUAUUCAAAGAUCAGCAAAACGUUUGUCUCGAUAUGA